AUGGCUACUCGGACUUCUCCCUCCAACAAAUCACUCAACCCUGAGAUCCCAACAAAAAAUAAGAAUGACUCUUGGGUUGAGGACACGACUCCUACCGACCCAUCUGAUGUCGUUGCUAUCUAUCGCUCAUACGAACCCGAGUUUCGUGCAAGCACUGAGCGGCAACUUCGAAAGAAGAUUGACACAAGAAUCCUCCCUCUCAUUGUUUUGAUUUAUCUCUUCAACUAUUUAGACCGAAACUCGAUCACCCAAGCUCGUCUAUAUGGGCUUCAAGAAGAUACUGGCCUCCAGGGGGCUCAGUAUCAGACUGCGAUUUCGAUUUUCUCAGCGGGGUAUAUUCUCAUGCAAUUGCCAUCCACAAUCAUGAUGACAAAGUUUCGGCCUUCUAUAUACCUGCCAACAUGUAUCAUACUCUGGGCCUUUGUUAGCGGAUGUACUGCUGCUACAUUCAACACGCCCGGAAUUCUCAUGGUUCGCUUCUUUCUCGGAUUUGUCGAAGCUCCAUUCUUCCCUGGUGCAGUUUAUUUCCUGAGCUGCUGGUAUACAAAACGCGAGAUUGGUGUGAGAAUGGCUCUGCUCAUCUGUGGUAUUCUACUCUCAAAUGCAUUUGCUGGACUGAUAUCGGCUGGUAUCUUGUCUGGGAUGGGAGGAGUUGCUGGUUUAGCCGCAUGGAGGUGGCUCUUUAUUCUUGAAGGAAUAGCUACGCUAUUGCUUGGCACUAUUGCUCUUUUUGUUCUUCCUGAUUUUCCUGGAACGACCAAAUGGCUCACUGAAGCCGAGAAAGUUGUGGCCCAAGCACGUCUAGCCGUUGAUGCCGGCAAUGAUGUUCUUCUUGACGCCGAGGAGGUUCCAUUGAUGCGAGGUCUCAUCUGGGCUGUGAAGGAUGUCCGCACCUGGAUCUUUGCUUGUAUGCAAAUGUCCACGACUGCAUCUAUUUCGUAUUCCCACUUCUUUCCUACGCUUAUCAAACAACUUGGCUUCAAAAGUAAUACAAUUGUGCUUUUGCUUACUUCCCCGCCAUAUUUUGUGGCAUUUCUCUGGGCGCUAUCAUGGGCAUGGCUAGCAGAUAGGAAACAGAUGCGCUCUGUACCUUCAGGGGUCUCUCAAAUAGCUGCGAUUGUUGGAACUAUUCUACUUAUUGCUGUGACAGAUCAGCUCUGGGCUCGCUAUGUCUUCACAAUUCUCGUCUGCUGUGGUACUUUUGGAGUAUACUCUACGACAUACGCUUGGUUGUCCUCGACUCUCACACAGCCACCAAUCAAGCGCGCCGUCGCGAUUGGGCUAGCUAACACAUGCGCAAAUUGUGCAUCUCUGUUUGCUAAUUACUUUUGGCUUGAUGAAUAUGGGCCCGAAUAUCGAGAGUCCUGGGGCUGUCUUUUGGCUUUUCAGGCACUAGGGAUGGCCUGUAUCCUGACACUCCGCUUGCUUCUUCAGCGCAGCAACAAGAAAUUUGAGACUUUGGCUAAUGAGACCGACUUGAACGAUUUCGAUCACAUUUCACGCCUUAGCCCGGAUGAGCGAAAUGCAGUGCAGAACAAUUUCAGAUAUGUUGUUUAG
Messenger RNA from Penicillium angulare, 1557 nucleotides. RefSeq lists its product as uncharacterized. Gene Ontology annotation, cellular component: membrane. The record is from RefSeq and is a predicted model, not a curated record. Gene Ontology annotation, molecular function: transmembrane transporter activity. Gene Ontology annotation, biological process: transmembrane transport. NCBI's taxonomy places the organism in Eukaryota, Fungi, Ascomycota, Eurotiomycetes, Eurotiales, Aspergillaceae. Bases 1 to 1557 code for a protein of 518 amino acids. The transcript has 2 exons.